CUCUUUUUCGGUCGGGGUUAAAAAUAAAAAUAAUAUUUUAGGUAUUUAAAAAUUAUGUAUUUCUUAGUGCUAAAGAAUUUUUACGAGCCCGGAAUUAAUAGCCUCAUCUAGUGAUAGAAGGGCUUGCUCAUUUUUUCAUUUCAAUUCAAUAGGUGCCUAUUUUUCUUUGCGUAACAUGUAAAACAAGUCAAAGUUGAUGAUCCUUCAAUGCUUAUAGAUAUAAUUGAAAAACCAGUUAAAAUGUCAAAAUGGCACCACAGAACUGAUGCAGUACACUGGUAUAUGCAUGAGUUAGCCUCAAGAGUAGUUGCAGAGUCGAACAUUGCAAGUGAUAGGUAUCAUCUUGGAAAGUUGAUUUUACGUGGCUUCAAAGAUGCUCCAGACUUUCUUUUACAGAUUGACGGAGCGACAGACGAAAGGGAAAACUUUGGAUCGGCGUUAAAACGAUCCGUGCAAUGUGCAAACGCUUUCAGAAAACUUGGUGUAAAACAAGGAGAUGUUAUAAUAUUAAUGGCACCAAACCAUAUUCAUCUAACUAUGCCGAUGUACGCGGCUUUCUAUCUUGGAAUCGCUGUUGCUGGAAUUGACUGUACUCUAAGAGUCGAUGAACUCCGAGACACUUUCCGAUUCAACACGCCAAAAGUAAUAUUCUGUCAGAGCGAAAGAGGCAAAGACGUUACUUUAGCAAUAGAAGGACUAGAUGUGGAACCACAAAUCAUAACAUUUGGAAAAGCAGAUGGAUUUAUUAGCUUUUCUGAACUGCUUGAGAAUUACGGUAGUGACACUUCUGUUGAAGACUUUAAAGCAGCAGAUUUCGAUCCCAGUAACACAAUAGGUUUAUUGAUAGCAACCAGUGGCUCAACUGGGUUGCCAAAAUCAGCAUCUUGCACCCACAAGAAUUUGUCCAUCUCAAUUCCAUAUAAGUGGCUUACUUUUGACGAGUAUCCGACCCCAACCCGCUUGCCAGUCGUACUCUCGCCAAUACAAUGGUUCUCAGCGCUGUUCCUGUUUGUAUUCUCUCCGAUACUAAGACAUUCGCGGCUUCAAUCUUCCCAGCCUAUGACGCAAGAGCACGCUUAUUAUAUCAUAAAUAAAUACAGACCAACAUUCACGAUGACCAGUCCAAACAUGUUGACAACCCUUUUCAAAGCUGGUGACAGAGAGAAGUGUGACUUCACUUGCUUUGAUCUAAUUAUUGCUGGAGGAAGUGCUGUUCACCCUGGUCUUGUUGAAGAUAUGAAGGAAGCUAUGCCCAACUCAAAAGUAAUGGUUAUGUAUGGCUUGAGUGAGUUAUCGGGAAUGGCAUUUAAUUAUGAUGGAAAUCUGCCUACCUCUCUAGGCAGGCCCAUACAAAGCAUAAAAGCAAGACUAGUCAACCCUGACACGUUGGAAGAUAUAACAGAGCCAAAUGUGACCGGAGAAUUUUGGGUCAAAGGACCAACUGUUUUCAAGGGAUACUUCAACAAUCCUGAAAUAACAGCGCAAGCUCUAGUGGAAGGCGGCUGGUUAAGAACUGGGGAUAUGAUGUAUAGAGACGCUGCUUACAAUUUCUACUACGUUGACCGUCUGAAGCUGUUACUCAAAUACAGAAAUCAUCAGAUAUCUCCAUUAGAAAUAGAAAGCGUCAUAAUGAAGCACCCAGCCGUAUUCGAAGUGGCAGUGACAGGAAUUCGUCAUGAAGAGCACGGAGAUUUACCAGUAGCCUGUAUCGUUCCUUACGAAGGAUCCAAGGUCACAGCACAAGAAAUCAAAGAUUUUGUCAAAGAAUCGCUAACAGACUCGAAACAAUUGAGAGGUGGAGUGAUAUUCAUAAAGCAGUUGCCGCUAACUUCGACUUCGAAGAUUGAUAGGCAAAAGCUUAGAAAGCUGGCCCUUUCCUCACCACGAGAGUAGCAAGAAUGCUUGUAUCUAAUUUGAAGUCAUUGUGGGAUUUUUACAAUACCUGUUAUUAAACACGUUGCGAUAAUAAAAACAAAUCAAAAGUGUAAAUUAAAAAUUAAAA
Molecule: messenger RNA, 2002 nt
Organism: Maniola jurtina (meadow brown)
Lineage: Eukaryota; Metazoa; Arthropoda; Insecta; Lepidoptera; Nymphalidae
Product: luciferin 4-monooxygenase-like
Exons: 11
Coding region: 208-1893 (561 amino acids)
Biological process (GO): long-chain fatty acid metabolic process; fatty-acyl-CoA biosynthetic process
Molecular function (GO): long-chain fatty acid-CoA ligase activity
Source: RefSeq, a predicted model, not a curated record